AUGGUGAAAACGGAAAAAAACUACAAGAGGCUUAAGGGAAGCCAAAGCUUCCGACAGAGGCUGCUUCUCUCCACACUCUCUUCAACUCCGAUUAUCAUAGAAGACAUACGCACCCACGAGACAUGGUCUGGUCUUCACAGCCACGAGAUUUCACUCUUGCGAUUAUUCGAAACUGUCUGUGAUGACUGCCGUGUUGUAAUCAACCAAACCGGCACCAAAUUGAAGUACGAGCCAGGAACUAUUAUGGGUGGUAGGAUAAAUCGUCCGCACGAUUGUGGUGUUUCACGAUCCAUUGGUUAUUUUCUUGAACCGCUCGUUGUUUUGUGUCUGUUUGCCAAGGAACCCCUCACCAUUACGCUCAAAGGGAUUACAAAUGAUUCUAAAGACCCGUCGGUCGAUACCUUCAAGUCCGCUGCUUUUCACAUACUUGAGCGCUUUGGAGUGGACUUUAAAGCCUUGAGUCUUAAAAUAGAGAGCCGUGGACUGCCUCCUAAUGGUGGUGGUGAAGUUAUUCUGUCACUUCCUAUUGUUCAGAGCCUAAAUGCAGUUAAUUGGAUCGAUGAGGGAUUUGUUAAGAGGAUACGAGGAGUUACGUUUUCAACCAAAGUAUCUUCUCAAUUUGAAACUAGUAUGAUUAGAGCUGCGCGUGGAAUCAUCAAUCCACUAAUUUCUGAUGUGCACAUUUUUACCGAUCAUAGAACGGGUCCACCGGCUGGAAACUCUCCCGGAUAUGGAAUUUUACUAGUUGCAGAGACUACUUCUGGUUGCUAUAUCUCUGUCGACACUGCCGCUUCUCAUGGUAGGGACGAAGAUACUUCCGGCCUUGCAGAUGAUGUGAAAAAGGAUCUGAUGCCUCCAGAGGAUAUUGGCGAGGGGAUUGCUAAUUCUUUACUAGAGGAGAUAGGUCAAUCUGGAGUGGUAGAUUCAACAUAUCAGGGUAUGCUAUUUCUUCUUUGUGCUUUAUGUCCUCAAGAUUUUUCCAAGGUUCGCGUUGGAAAGCUUUCGCAAUAUGGUAUUGAAACUCUUAGAAACAUAAGGGAUCUUCUUGAUGUGAAGUUUAUUAUCAAACCAGAUCCGGAUACACAGUCAGUUAUCCUCAAAUGCAUUGGCUGUGGCAUGAAGAACCUUUCUCGAAAGAUCUCAUGA
Lathyrus sativus (Indian pea) is the source of this 1146-nucleotide messenger RNA. Lineage: Eukaryota; Viridiplantae; Streptophyta; Magnoliopsida; Fabales; Fabaceae. The record is from the annotation of a GenBank genome assembly.